GCUAAUAAUUUAGGUGAUGCGUGGAAUUCUUCAUUUAAAAUCACUUUUGCCUGUUUGUUAUUUUUUUCUUCUUUACUAUCAAUUAAGUACGCCGCUAACCUCGUCCCCCACGACAUUCUUACGGGAAGCCGUUCCCGUAAGAACAUCAUAGGCGCAAAAGAGCUCUAGGGACGAGGUUGAAAUGGUUUUGAAAACAUGCGGAGUGUGGCAUGCGACGUGUAGGAUUCAUCUUAAAUUCUUCUACCUGCACGGUACCGCAAGAGUUAGAUUUUGCUCAUAAUAAAAAAAGGUUUUGCUUAUUUCCCAACAGACUGAGAUUUUUCAAGUAAAAAUAAUUAUUUAUAAUGUUAUGGAACACCUGUGCACGUUUUUAAACAUUUGUUUCGCUUUGAAUACAAAUUUUUACUCGAUGUGUAGAAGGAAGACACACAACACACCUGCUUAUUACACAUAUUUUUUUGAACAUUCAAAUUUAUUAAUGGUUUUUCCAAACUUUUGACGAUAAAAACAGAAAGGCUCAAGCUGUACCAUUUUUUCAUAUUAUUACUUAGAGGUAUUUUAGGAUCGGCGAUGAAAAACUUACGAAACCCAUGGAAAAGUUAAUUACUGAAAAACGAAAAAUGAUUGUGGAUUUUCCAAAACAAAUUGCAAAAGAAUUCAAUGGCUUUGACGGUAACAACAACAAAGUAGAAGAGAAAGAGAUAAGAUUUCCAUUUAUUGAAAUCCCAUCUGUCCAUAUCAAAAAUGGUGUCUCUGAAAAUGUGACGAAUAAGUUGGCGAAGAAAUAUAAACGAAAAAGAAAAAAUUUGGAUCAACUUUUAUCUCAGGUGGAAGCAAAGAGAAGAAAAGAGCAGGAUUUGGAGUUACAAACGACAACAACGACGAUAACAGAUGAAACAACAGCAAAAAGUAACAGCCCAGUAUCAAUUUCUUGCCAUACUCUAACACAAAAAUCUCCAACUUUAUUAUCCAAACUAAAAUCAACCUCGACGUCUUCUUCCACUUCCAGCAAUUCCAAUUUUUCAAAUGAUAACUCAAAUCAAUCUGAUGAUGUCAACCAAAGUUUCAGUGGAGAUUUUGCCUUUAAAAACAACCCAGAUCUCCAAUCCACAGAUAUACCCACAACAUCUCAGGGUAACCAAAAUACUGGAGGAAAGAAACGCCGACAAAGACACGCAGAAAAAGCAAAUAAGAGGUCACAAAAUGCAACUAAACGAUAUUCAAGCCUAACAAGCUCUCAACUACAAAGACGAUUAGUCGCAAAUGCUAGAGAGCGUUCCAGGGUACAUGCAUUAAGUACUGCCUUCAAUUCCUUACGAUGCGCAAUUCCAAGUUAUUCUACCGAACAGAAAUUAUCAAAACUAACUAUUCUAAGAGUUGCUAUAAAUUACAUUAAUGCUCUGGAGCAGAUUUUGAUAGAAGAGCCUCCAGUUGAACGUACUGAUACAAAUUUUGCUAGAUAUGUGAAUGAGUGCAGCAAUGUGCUACAUACCGAAUAUGGAAGAUCAAAAACAAAACUGGCGCUGGAUUGAUCCUUUCUUUGUUGCCUGUACAAAAUUUACCUAUUUGUUCGUUACUGUUCCAUAAAAGUGUGAAAACAACAAAGCAAUAACUACAAGUUGAUUUUGCUUAUUUUCUUAUAAAUUAUAUUUUCCUAAAUACUGUACUGUUAAUAAAAAUAUAUUAUUUAUUUAAUUAUUUAUUUAUUUAA
This is a messenger RNA of Hydractinia symbiolongicarpus, 1711 nucleotides long. Its product is annotated as basic helix-loop-helix transcription factor amos-like. The record is from RefSeq and is a predicted model, not a curated record. Gene Ontology annotation, molecular function: protein dimerization activity. The transcript has 2 exons. Bases 591 to 1532 code for a protein of 313 amino acids. NCBI's taxonomy places the organism in Eukaryota, Metazoa, Cnidaria, Hydrozoa, Anthoathecata, Hydractiniidae.